AUGACCGCGCCAUCUCGUCCAAACAUCCUCUUCAUCAUGGCCGAUGACCAUGCUUCGAAGUCUAUCUCAUGCUAUGGGGCUGGGAUCAACAACACCCCAAAUCUCGACCGGUUAGCAACUGAAGGCAUGAAAUUCAACCACUGCUACGUGACCAACAGUAUCUGUACGCCAUCGCGGGCUGCGAUCCUCACUGGAACACAUAACCACGUGAACGGCGUCAUGACCCUGGACUCGAAAAUCAACAAGCACAACCCAAACGUUGCAAAGGCCCUGCGAACAGGUGGCUACCAAACGGCGAUGGUAGGAAAAUGGCAUCUGGGCGAGGGAAGCGAGCAUGAACCAACCGGAUUUGAUUACUGGAGCGUUGUCCCUGGCCAGGGCGAAUAUCACGACCCCGAGUUUAUCGGACCAGAGGGCAAAGUCAGAGAACGCGGAUACGCUACCGACAUCAUUACAGACAAGAGUCUGAAGUGGAUCAAGGAGCGAGAUCCCCAGAAGCCUUUCUUCAUGAUGUGUCAUCACAAAGCACCUCAUCGCAGCUGGGAAUGUCAUCCCAAGCACAAAGAUCUGUAUCGAGACCCUGUCCGCCUCCCGGAUACCUUCACCGACGACUACAAGAACCGUGCGAAGGCAGCGAAGGUUGCCAAGUUCCGCGUCGCAGAGGAUCUCACAUACUUUGAUCUGGGGUUGGUGCAACCAGAUGGUGGCAGCGAGGUCGGCGAGAAAAUGAUCGAUAGAUGGUGGUUCCAAGACCGAAAGAUCCCUGCUCCAGACGAUGUGACGAAGAUGCGACUCAUCGACAAGGAGGAUGGAACGGUGUUCACUUUCAAAACGACACAGGAGUUAGCAGAGUUCAAGUUCCAGCGGUAUAUGCAGCGCUAUCUCCGGACAAUUCAGAGCAUUGAUGACAACGUGGGCCGGACGCUGGACUUCUUGGAGGAAGAGGGAUUAGCCGACAACACGAUUGUGAUUUACACUUCCGACCAGGGCUUCUUCCUUGGGGAGCACGGCUGGUUCGAUAAGCGAUUCAUGUACGAGGAGAGCUUCCAAAUGCCGUUCCUCAUCCGAUACCCUCGGGAAAUCCCGGCAGGUAGUGUCUGCGAAGACAUUAUCUGUAAUGUGGACUUUGCGCCGAUAUUCUUGGACUUUGCCGGUCUCCGCAUGCCGUCCUAUAUGCAGGGGGUGAGCUUCCGCGAAUCGCUGAGGUUGAAUACGCCUCAUGAUUGGCAGCAGGUGGCGUAUCAUCGCUACUGGAUGCAUCGCGAUGUUAUUCAUGAGGCAUAUGCGCACUAUGGUGUGCGAGACCGGAGGUAUAAGUUGAUCUAUUGGUAUAAUGAGGACUUUGGGAUUGAGGGGACCAGACCCGGUGGCGAGGAGAAGGAAUGGGAAUUGUUUGACUGUGAGAAAGAUCCACUUGAGUUGUUUAAUUGUUACCAUGAGGAGAAGUACGGUGAGGUGGUCAAGCGCAUGACACGAUUGUUGGAGGCCAAGAUGGAGGAGAUUGGCGAUGAGCCUGUGCACCCUCGCGAGGCAGUGUAA
Penicillium salamii is the source of this 1539-nucleotide messenger RNA. The record is from the annotation of a GenBank genome assembly. Lineage: Eukaryota; Fungi; Ascomycota; Eurotiomycetes; Eurotiales; Aspergillaceae.